UCGCUGUGGCUGUGCAGGCUUUAAUGGUUCUCUGUGUCCUGCUCUGAGAUCUGCUGUUGGGUGCAUUGAGGGGACCUCAGGAAGCUCUGAGAUUUAGACAUGGAUGCAGUGACUUUUGAUGAUGUGCAUGUGAACUUCACUAAAGAAGAGUGGAAUUUGCUGGAUCUUUCCCAGAUGAAUCUCUACAAAGACGUGAUGUUGGAGACCUACUGGAACCUUAAUUCUAUAGGCUACAAAUGGGAAGACCAUCAUAUUGAAGAACCAUGUCAAAGUUCUGGAGGGCAUGUAAGAAGUCAUAGGUGGAAGAAACUCUAUGAAUGUCAUCAAUGUGGUAAAGCCUUUGCAAGACCCAGUCAUCUCCAAUGUCAUAAAAGAACCCAUACUGGAGAGAAACCUUAUGAAUGUAAUCAAUGUGGUAAAGCGUUUUCUUGUCACAGUAGUCUCAGAUAUCAUAAAAGAACCCAUACUGGAGAGAAACCUUAUGAAUGUAGUCAAUGUGGUAAAGCCUUUUCCCGUCCCAAUAGUCUCACAUAUCAUAAAAGAACCCAUACUGGAAAGAAACCUUAUGAAUGUAAUCAAUGUGGUAAAGCCUUUGCAAGACCCAGUCAUCUCCACCGUCAUAAAAGAACCCAUACUGGAGAGAAACCUUAUGAAUGUAAUCAAUGUGGGAAAGCCUUUUCCUGUCACAAUAGUCUCAGAUAUCAUAAAAGAACCCAUACUGGAGAGAAACCUUAU
Molecule: messenger RNA, 735 nt
Organism: Mus caroli (Ryukyu mouse)
Lineage: Eukaryota; Metazoa; Chordata; Mammalia; Rodentia; Muridae
Product: zinc finger protein 431-like
Biological process (GO): regulation of DNA-templated transcription
Source: RefSeq, a predicted model, not a curated record